This is a messenger RNA of Schizosaccharomyces cryophilus OY26, 1635 nucleotides long. RefSeq lists its product as uncharacterized. Lineage: Eukaryota; Fungi; Ascomycota; Schizosaccharomycetes; Schizosaccharomycetales; Schizosaccharomycetaceae. The coding region runs from base 1 to 1635 and encodes 544 amino acids. The record is from RefSeq and is a predicted model, not a curated record. Gene Ontology annotation, biological process: transmembrane transport. Gene Ontology annotation, molecular function: transmembrane transporter activity. The transcript has a single exon. Gene Ontology annotation, cellular component: membrane.
AUGAGUGAAAAUACGGAAGAAAAGAGCAAUGGCUUGACAGAAAUAGCUUACAAUUUAGAGAAAGACAGCGUAGUUCGAGUGCUAAAUGCCGACGGCCAAGGCUUAGAUGAAGAUGAGAAAUUGCUCAAAACAUUGGGCUACCAACCAAAGCUACAUCGUACGUACGAGUUUUUUGAAAACUUUGCAAGCUCCUUUUCAUGCUGCGACUUUAUGGCAAAUAUUCGGGGCUCAUUUUAUGUAGGAUUGUUAACGGGUGGCCCUUCUGCAUACUGGAUUACUUAUUGCAUUGCGAUUCCCCUGAGUCUAGUAUCUGCGUCAUCCAUUGCCGAAGUUUGUUCUGCAUUGCCUACUGCUGGAUCAGUGUACUUUUGGGCUUCUGCUGCUGGUGGUCGAAAGUAUGGUCGGCUUAUUGGCUUCUUGGUCGCAUGGUGGGCGGUCGUAGCAUGGACCUCCUUUGUCGCUGUUAGUUGUCAUUCUACAUCAAAAUUUAUUUUUGGUGAGCUCCCUGUGUUUAAAUCCAAGUUUUCAGUCAGCUCUACCGAUGUUAAAUUUCGAGCUGUGCAAUGGGCUGUGGGCGAGGGCUUGCUUCUUAUUUCCGUGCUCAUCAACAGUGUACCACCAAAAUGGUUUCGCUAUGUAUUUCGUGCAUCUGUAUUUGUCAUCCUGUUGGACUUUCUGCUCAAUUUAAUUUGGCUUCCCAUCGCUACUUCAAAGAAGUACGGAUUUCGAGACCAAGAAUUCAUGAUGUCGACGAAUUACGGGAUUGGGAAGGUAAAUCAUGGAUGGUCUUGGUGUCUGACUUUCUUCUGUACAGCUCGUAUUCUUGUCGGUUACGACGCUGCUGGACAUGUAGCCGAAGAAACAAAGAAUGCUAGCCAAACUGCAGCUCGAGGUAUGUUUUACUCGGCUUUAUCAAAUAGUAUCUUAAGUUGCUGUAUAAUGAUCGUUUUUCUAUAUUGCCUCCCGCCAAGCCAAAUCUUGUAUCCACUAAUGAAAACAAACGAGCAGCAACCAUUCGUAAGCUUUUAUGCCUUAGUAUUAGGAAAAAGAGCACAUGUUUUUAUGAAUGUUGUUGGAAUAAUUGGAACUAUUUUGGAUACAACCUUAUCCAUUGUAGCUUCGAGUAGACUGGUAUUUGCUGUUGCUCGUGAUGGUGUCUUGCCAUUUUCUCAAUGGCUUAGCAAAGUGGACGGAUACGGCCAGCCAAAAAAUGCUAUCUAUUUCAUAUAUUUUGUAGCUGCUGCUCUCUUGUGCUCAAACUUACCUAGUUCUGUUGCCUUCACGUCUUUAAUGUCGGCUGCCGCUGUACCCACGAUUCUAUCAUAUGCUACUAUAGCUUUCGGGAGAUUGUUUCUUUCCAAAGAUAAAUUUCCCACAUCCAAAUGGUCCCUUGGAUUUCUAUCCAAACCUUUCCUCGUAAUCACCUUUCUGUGGAAUUUAUUUACCGCAGUCAUCCUGUUUUCACCCAAGGCCUAUCCGGUAACUGCCAAAAACUUCAAUUAUGCACCAGUUAUCUUUGGUGCAAUUACAAUAUUUGGCUUGAUUAGCUGGAUGUUAAUACCAGCGGUGAAAUGGAAUACUUUUCAUGAACCAAAAGAUGAUGACGAUCGUUCAUCCCUUCAAAACAAAAUUUAA